AUCUGUCAUGGCGAAGUGUUGCACGAUUAAAUGUACAAUAUAACAAAAAUAAUGGUUUAUACACGAAAUAAAUCAACUAAAUGUGAUAAAAACUGUUGUGUACCAUCACAGAUAUUAUGAUCAAUGUGUAAUUAUUAUUAUAAAUAGUCAGUGAGUUUAAAAUGGACAAGAAAAAUGCAAUUCGGAGAGGGAAACGACCCUCCAAAGUGCUUGAAGAAAAUUAUUGGGAUUGCAGCGUUUGUACAUAUAGAAAUAACGCAGAAGCCUUUAAAUGUUCAAUGUGUGAUGUUAGAAAAGGUACCUCAACACGGAAGCCCCGUAUCAACCCGGCGCUGGUCGCCGCGCAAGCUGCGGGCACAGCGCCGACCAGCUCGCAGAAACGGCCCAGGUCAGCCAACUCGCUUAAGAAGAAACGCCGACCGCCCAGACUUAAUAAUGUUGAUAGGAGCUCCGCGCAGACCAGAGAGGUAACCGUAAGCGGUGUAACAGUAGUCAUAACAGAAUACAAGCCGAAGAAGUCCGUUUCCAGCAGUUCGAGUGACGUCGAAUCGUCCAAUGACGCGCGACCGUGAUCUCUUAACUUCCAUACAAAUUAUGUGCCCCUUUUUUUUUUAUAGUGGGGAAAUCUUCCAAAGAUACCCACGGCCCCCGGGGAAGGUGCCGUGGGUUAUGUCGGAUUCUUACCGACUAAAACCCCACUGUGUUCCGUCGAGCCGCUUUAAUGAGGGGGCCGCGGGUAUUUGUUAGAAUUCUUCCGCAACCCCCUCGGCAAAAUUAUGUGCCCCUGGUACUUCGCAUUUUAUAAUGACGCUUUUAUUGUUUAUAUUAUGUAUAAAAAUAAUUUAUAUUUUUAUUGAUUGCAUGACGUCGAAAAAAUUUCAAAAUAAAAUGUUUUUAUAUUGAUACUAUCGUAAUAAUUAAAUAAUAUUAUACAAUCGAUUUUUUUGUGAGAUCCUUCAAGAUUCAAAAAUUACUUAGUUUUGAAAGAUGCUUCGAAAUUAUUGUUCUAUAAUCUAUGGUACUUUAAAAGAAACAUGUCAUUUUUUAAUUAGUCAGUAUAGUCUUUUAAAAUUUAGUACAAUUUGUGAAUUUGGAGGUUAUUGACUUAAAAGGGUAAAGGAAAUGACGUCACUCCAGGAUAAAAAAAAAUGCUUAAAGUUUGCGCGCCAAUUCUUACCUAGCCAUGAUUCGCACCUUUAAAUUAAUGGAUAUUGAUUACCCUUUCACCCUUUUAAGCAAUCAAUUAUGAUAAAUUAUUCAUUACUGUUUUAUGAAUAAAAACAUUUAGAUAAGAGCGUCAUUACGUAAAAGGUAUUGUUUAA
This is a messenger RNA of Colias croceus (clouded yellow), 1322 nucleotides long. RefSeq names its product YY1-associated factor 2 (gene RYBP). The transcript is spliced from 3 exons. Gene Ontology annotation, cellular component: nucleus. Gene Ontology annotation, biological process: positive regulation of DNA-templated transcription. The record is from RefSeq and is a predicted model, not a curated record. Bases 162 to 572 code for a protein of 136 amino acids. Lineage: Eukaryota; Metazoa; Arthropoda; Insecta; Lepidoptera; Pieridae. Gene Ontology annotation, molecular function: transcription coregulator activity; DNA binding.